GAGAUCUUCCGGCGCAUCAAGGCGAACCCUGAUCCAGACCUCAAGUUCGAAGUGCUGGCGUCCAUGGCGGCGCCCGCGCGACAGGUGCAGGACCUGCUCAUCCCCGCCGCCCAGCGGCCCAAGAAGGGACUCGACAUCCACGAGAACAAGCAGCUCGGCAUCUACAUCGACGGCGUGAGGACCCCGAAGCGCCCUGUCGACUCGUAUGAGGCGAUCGCCGCUGUGAUGGACGAG
Messenger RNA from Prorocentrum cordatum, 234 nucleotides. The record is from the annotation of a GenBank genome assembly. Lineage: Eukaryota; Dinophyceae; Prorocentrales; Prorocentraceae.